This is a messenger RNA of Carya illinoinensis, 1410 nucleotides long. Its product is annotated as SNF1-related protein kinase regulatory subunit gamma-1-like. The coding region runs from base 34 to 1332 and encodes 432 amino acids. The transcript is spliced from 7 exons. The record is from RefSeq and is a predicted model, not a curated record. Lineage: Eukaryota; Viridiplantae; Streptophyta; Magnoliopsida; Fagales; Juglandaceae.
AAAAACGCAAAUUUGAGACAAUGACACAGUGAUAUGGAUUCCAGGCAAAUGGAAUCCUUAAUGAAAGACUCAGAAAGUGGGAUGUUGGAGAAGAAAGAAGUCCUGAUUUCCAACCUUAACACCGACCACGAAAAACAACAACUUGAUUCCGGCACUUCUCUCCAACUCUUUCUUGAUCGCAUCCCCAUCAGUUCCAUUCCUGGCAUCAAUAACUCCUCCGUUCUGGAAUUGAAAACUGGGGAUACUGUGGGGGAUGCGAUACAAAUGUUGUACGAGAAGGAUGUGUUUGGUGUUCCCAUUGCGGAUAUCUUAGACUUGGACCCCGAUUAUGACCGCAGAAGAUUUUCGGAUCGGUAUAUUGGUUUCAUUGAUUUUGCAAGCAUGUUUCUCUGGUGUCUUGAGGAGUUGGAAAAUGGGGUAAGGCGUGCCAAGGGCGUUGGAGGUGAAGAGAUUCGGGGGAAUGCCUUUUUCGCCAUGCUAGCACAGAAUCCUGACAUUAGCCAAACCAAGGUUGGAGAGCUAGCUAAAUCAUUCCUUUGGAAUCCAUUUUUCCCUGUGCACUUAGACGAAACACUCUUUCGUGUUCUGUUGCUUCUUUCAAAACAUCCGUUGCAAGUUGUGCCUGUCAUAGACCGAGCCAACUCCAAUGUCACUGGUUUUAUUACACAGAAUGCAGUCAUCCAAUUGCUUCUUCAAUCAAGUGGACUCGAGUGGUUUGAUAGCAUUGCAAAUAAGCCAUUAUCAGAGUUCCUGUUUGAGAAUGAAGAGCAUGUAGUUCAUGUAUAUGGGGACCAAAGCAUAGCAGAAGCUCUGCAUGUUCUGUGGCGAAGCCGAAUUGGUGCCAUUGCUGUCCUAAAUCGAGAAACUAACAGGCUCGUUGGUAGCAUAAGGUGCAGUGAUAUCUAUCUUCUUAUAGAGAAUGAAACUUUCCUUCAUGACAGAAAGAACCUAACCAUUGAGGAGUUCAUUCACGUGGAAACUGGCAAUAAGGGUUCUGAUCCGACCAUUGAACGGGACCUCGGAGCUCUUUUCUCGGCAGGGAUCCUGCGUCUGAAAAAUAAUUUUCUUCCAAGAAUGGACUCACCAGCCAUCAACAAGAAAACUGACACACUCAUGCAAGUGAUGAAAAACAUGGCAGAGACAAAAAGCACCUUCAGCUUUCUAGUCGAUGAUUUUCAUAUAGCCAUAGGUGUUCUCACCCUAAGAGAUGUAAUAAUUCAGUUUGCCCCGCCGUGUAUCGACUCGACUAUACAUGGAGUUGGAUUUUUUGAAUCUGCUCUGGAACAAACUGGGUGUCAUGUCAAAGACGGAACUCUAGUUUGCAAUCAGUGACAUUCUUUUCUGUAUUUUAUUGGCUAAGCUUCUACAUUUAUUGUAUUUUUUUUGGUCUUAAUUGGAUUUUCUUGCCAA